AUGAAAAAUCGAAAAUAUUGUGCGGUUUGUCAUCAACUUGGUGAUGGAACACAUUUUGGCGCGAUUGUUUGCAAGUGAGUUUGAUUUUUAAAAGUGUUUAUGUGUAUUACUGUAGCUACCGUACUAACCCUUAACUUUGAGACCCAUAUUUUCAAUCUGUCAAUUUCUCAUUAACAGAGCCUGCGCUGCAUUUUUCAAACGAACCACAACAUUAAAAUUGGAUUUCAAGUGCCGAAAAGAAAAUGAGAAAUGUGUUAUCAAAAUGAGCAGCCGGGAUAGUUGCAAAAAAUGUAGAUAUUUGAAAUGUCUAGCCGUUGGCAUGAAAUUAUUAUCAGAAGAUCAAACAGUAUCUCUUUGUGACUCAUCUUCUCUCGAUUGCGUUCCAAGUUGUUCACCAAGAAGUCCAAAAUUUGACACAAAAUUGGAUCAAUUCCAAACACCAACUCUAUUCAAACUAUACAGUAAUUAUCAGAAACUUUGCUCGACUCGAUUCAACCUUCAUUAUCGAAAUAUCUCCAAUUCCUCUCCUCGUCCUUGCACUCAUGAAGAAUUUCAGAAAAUCUAUAUCGAAGAUGUGAAAUUGCAGAAUAUAUUUUUAGAAGAAUCAUAUGAUGAGUACAAAAAUAUGGGCAAUUUGGAAAAACAACGGGUCUUCAAGCACUUUUUUGUGACGUUUAUGAUGACUGAAAUGGGUUUUAGAACUCAUUCUGAAGGAAGAUAUAAUAAUUUCGUGGUUGCGAAUGGUGAUUAUAUUGAUCUUAAAUCUCUUGAUACAUUUUAUCAUAAACCGGAUGAAAAUAGAAGGUGCAAACCGACAGAUGCUGUUAGGUAAGAAAAAAAGAUGAGGUGCAUAUUUUCAACACCGAAUUUCAGGAUUUACCAGCCAGCUUUCACUCAAAUGAAAAGAAAUAUCGUUGAUCCAUUUAGCGAGAAAAAAUUAUCAAUCAUCGAAUUCCUCGCCCUUGUUUCAUUGUCAGUUUGGAAUGAAUCAAUCGAUAAUAAUCCAACAGAAUUCUAUCAAAAUUGCCAAUCAGUGAAGGAAAAAACUAUUCGAGAUUUGAUAACUUAUUAUGAGCAAGAUAUAAAUGAGCCCGAUCCAUUAUUCCGUCUCGGCUCAAUUUUAAUGCUGCUCCCUUCAAUUGAAAGAUCAAUUCAAUUAUUUGUUCAACAUGUUGAAUUUAAAAAUAUGUUUCAAUGUUAUGCGUUUCAUCAAAGAUUGUAUGAAAUUAUUCAUGAUGUAUGUUAAUAAUAAUAAUAAAGUUUUGUUGUUUGUUUCAAGUUGGUGCCAAAAUAUUUUUGCACCCAAAGAGCACCUGACAUUACUCACGAUGUGUAUUGCUCCAAUGCACCCCCACUCACUUGUUUUUCGGUCUUCUUCUCAAGUUAAUGCUAACAUAAGUUUCGACAUUUACGGAAAACUAUCGAGUUUCUCUCAUUUUACUAUGUUUUACAAGUGCGUAGUUGUUUUUGCUCUCAAUAUUCUAUUUCUGAAUUCGCAGACUUUGACUAAAGAACAAGAUGAAGCUUAUGAUAGUUUUAUGGAAAAUCAGGAUCGGCUAACAAAGGAUCUGUUCCAAAAUUAUAAUCCAGAUUUUACUACGAUCUAUACUUUGCGUAAGUGCUUUUUCAGAACUUUCGGAGAAGAAAUUAGAGGUCUUUACAGGAAGUUCAAAUUCUGUGAAUCUUUCGGAUUCAUCCCAUCCUCCCCCAUUAAAUAUGAACUUCAAAUGUCGAAAUAUAAAACUAGUAGAUGUUGUUGAACGAGAAGAAAAAGUUAGUUUUCUUUUUGAUUGGAUUGCUGAAUGGGAAGAUCGAAGACUUCGAUGGAAUCCAGCGGAUUACGGUGGCAUUGAGCAUUUCUACACACUUCAGAAAAAUGUUUGGAAACCAGAGAUUACUGUGUCCGAUGCUCACGAUAUAGUUGAUUUCCAACCCGAAAGUCAGAAGAUUGCAUGGAUAAAUUCAAAUGGAACUGUUGGAUUCUAUCUCUCGAUCAUAGUUUCAGUUAUCUGCGAACUCGAUGUUUACAGAUUCCCAAGAGAUACUCACACUUGUUCAGUGAAUAUUAUGUUUCACGCGUAUUUCAAAAACGAGUAUCAUAUAACGAAUGAACCAGUUGAUUUACCUGAGCCAGCUUCGCAAUUAGGAAAUGGUGAAUUCCAAAUUCUAGCAAUCAAUACAUCUACUCAAAUCUCACCACCAGGAGAUGCUGAUAUUGUGAGUUUCUUGUUAACUUUUACUCGGAAAAUUGAGUAGAAUUUUUAGCAAAAAAUCAAUGUAACAUUCCGAAGAAAUCCAGGCUUUUAUAUCUCGCUGAUCAUGAUUCCUGCACUUUUCAUUAAUGUUUUAAGCAUUGUGGCGGUAUUUGUAAACGUUGAAAAUAUUCCAGAGAAGGUAAUUCACAAAACAGUUUUGAAUCAAAAAAAAAUAAUUUCAGUUGACAAUUGGUCUUACGAAUAUCAUGGCAAUGACUUUUAUCCUCUCAAUUCUUGCUGAUGAUCUACCAAAAACUAAGAAAAUCCCACUUCUUGCAAUUUAUGUGAUACUUUCUUUAGUGAUAAUUGUUGCUGCAAUAUGUUGUGUUGUGAUUCUAAAAUACGUUCGGAAGAUGAAAUGGUACGUGGAUCAAAAAUAUUUGCAACAACAGAAGCAGAAGAUCGACUAUCUUUUCAUGGCAAUUUUCCAAAUUGCUAACAUCUUAAAUUUUAUGAUACUCUACUUUUAAUCUCAAUAGGGCUGAUUCACGAACGAAAAAAUGUUAAAAAAUGUUUUUUUAACAUCGAAAGAUCAAUUCACGAAAAGUCAAAAAAUGUCGAGAAAACAUUGUAGGUCAAAAUUAGUUUUUCGAGUUUUUCAGCCAAAAAUGAUGACAAAUCAAUAUUUUUUAAGCUUCUGGAGUAAUUUCUGAUUAAAAUUGACCUUGGAAUUCACUUUUCAGAAGGUUUUGCUGAUUUUUCGUAAAAUAAAAAUUUUUUAAAUUUUUAUGAAUUUCGAAAAAAUUCAUAAAAUAAAGCAAAAUAGGGUUCUCGAAGCUUAUUUUCAUCAGAAAUUACUCCAGAAGCUUGAAAAAUAUUGAUUUGUCAUCAUUUUUGGCUGAAAAAACUCUAAAAACUAAUUUUGACCUACAAUGUUUUUUCGACAUUUUUUGACUUUUCGUGAAUUGUUCUUUCGAUGUUAAAAAAACAUUUUUUAACAUUUUUUUCGUUCGUGAAUCAGCCCUAAUUAUUUUCUUGAUUUUUUUGUGGUACAAAUAAAAAAUUUACUCUUUUUUGUUUGAACGUCGACAAGUUUCGAAUUUCCAUCUCAUUUUCAAAUGUUUUCGAAAUGCGUUUUAUAUUUUGUUCUGGUUGUAGUUUCCGAAUCUCAGAAUCAGAACCUAACAAGAGAUCAGGAUGAGUCAUACGAUAAAUUUCUUGAAAAUCAAGACAGGUUGACUAAAGAUUUAUUCAAAAACUAUAACCCCGACUUCACAACAAUUUAUACGUUGCGUGAGUUUUUGAAACGUGGCAAAUAAUUUCUAAUUUUUUAAUUUUGAAAUCUGAUCAAUCUUCAGAUAGUUCAAAAUCAAUCAAUUCAUCUGGAUAUAACCAUCCUCCCCCGUUAAAUUUAAAUUUCAAAUGUCGAAUGUUGAAACUAAUCGAUGUUGUGGAAAAAGAGGAAAAAGUUACUUUUCUGGUAGAUUAUCUUGCUGAAUGGCAAGAUCGAAGACUUCGAUGGAAUCCAAAGGAUUAUGAUGGAAUUGAACAUUUUUACACACUUCAGAAAAAUAUCUGGAUUCCAGAAAUCACAAUUGCUGAUGCGUAAGUUCGAAGAACUUGUAGAAAAGCACAUGAAAAUUGUUUUCAGCCAUAAUGUGAUUGAUUUCCAACCCGAGAGUCAAAAAAUUGCAUGGAUAAAUUCAAAUGGAACUGUUGGAUUCUAUGUGUCAGCUGUAGUUUCGGUUAUCUGUCAACUCGAUGUUUACAAAUUCCCACGAGAUAUUCAUACUUGUUCAGUCAAUGUUAUGUUUCAUUCAUAUUUCAAAAAUGAAUAUCAGAUAACAAAUGAACAAAUCGAUUUGUCACAGCCAAUUUCAGAAUUAGGAAAUGGCGAAUUCCAAAUCUUAUCCAUCAAUACUUCUACUCUCAUUGCAGAUCCAAGAAAUGCAGAUAUCGUUAGUAAAUAAACAAUUCUCGCUGAUGUUUUAUAAUUAAUUUUUUCAGCAAAAGGUCAACGUAACAUUUCAAAGAAAUCCAGGAUUCUAUAUCGCUCUGGUAAUAAUUCCUGCCUUAUUCAUUAAUGUUUUGAGCAUUGUGGCGGUAUUUGUAAACAUUGAAAAUAUUCCAGAAAAGGUGAGCUACAGUAUAGAAACCGGAAAAAAUACGUAAAUACUACAUAAAAUGGAAUAAUUUCAGUUCACAAUUGGUCUUACAAAUGUGAUGGCGAUGACUUUUGUUCUCUCAAUUCUUGCCGAUGAUCUACCAAAAACCAAGAAACCUCCCCUUCUCGCAAUCUACGUCAUCAUUUCUCUCGUCAUAAUUGUUGCCGCAAUAUGCUGUGUAGUUAUUCUAAAAUAUGUUCGGAAGAUGUCUUGGUAUUCAAAUCAGAAAUAUUUGCGACAACAGAAAAUCAAGAUCGAUUAUUUUUUCAUGAUCAUUUUUCAAAUAGCUAAUUUUCUAAAUUUCCUUGCACUAUUUUUCUGAUGAAAUAAAAUACUUUUAAAACAAAAAAAUGUCUGUGAUGCGUCAAGUUACAUAAACUUACUAUGCAAAGUUUUAAGCUUUUUCCGAUAAUUAUUUUCUUUCUAGUGAUAUUCAAUACCCAUGGUUUAUCAGUUGAUGAAAAUAUAAGUUAUCGUAGAUUUUUGAGCGAACAGAAAAGAUUAUUCAAAAAUCUUUUCGAAGAUUAUGAUGCAGACAUCAGUGCACUCUAUACUUUAACAAAUUCUUCAUUCGUCGAUGAAUAUUCAAUUCAUCCUCCAAAACUAACAUUAUAUCUUCAAUGUCGAAUGAUGAAAUUGAUAGAUGUUGUUGAAAAAGAGGAAAAGGUUACAUUCUUAUUUGAUUACGUGGUUCAAUGGCAAGAUAUUCGUCUUCAAUGGGAUCCAAAUGAUUACGGUGGAAUAACACAUAUCUAUGUGCAGCAGAAAAAUAUAUGGAUUCCGGAAAUCACUUUAUCCGAUGCGUAAGUUGUUAGUUUAGAAAAAUCUAAUGAUCUUUUAGCCACGAUGUGAUAGAUUUCCAAACUGAUCAACAAAAAACUGCGUGGGUUUACUAUAACGGUUCCAUCGGAUUUUAUACAUCUAGUGUUCCAUCUGUGAUUUGUCAAAUGGAUGUUUUCAAAUUUCCAAUGGAUUCUCACAUUUGUUCAGUCAAUAUACAAUUUCACACUUAUCUUCUAGAUGAAUACAAAAUGAUAAAUCAACCAGUAAAUAUUCCCCAACCUGUUGGAUAUUUGGGAAAUGGUGAAUGGAAAGUGGAAUGGGUUAAUGCAACAAUGUGGGAUACAGAGGGCGUUGUCGCAGAUAUUGUGAGUUUUUUCCAAAACGUACGUUACGUAAAACAAUUUUCUCAAUUUUUCUAGCAACAAGUUCAAGUGAAAAUCAAAAGAAAUCCAGGAUUCUACAUCGCACUCGUCAUUAUUCCCGCAUUUUUCAUCAACAUUUUGACAGUUUUCGCCUUAUUCUACAAAAUCGAAGCACUUCCGGAGAAAUUCAGUCUAGGAUUAACAAAUAUUAUGGCAAUGACUUUUAUCAUCGCAAUUCUAGCUGAUGAUCUACCAAAAACCAAGCAAAUUCCACUUCUUGCUAUUUAUGUGAUAGUCAGUCUUGUCAUAACUAUCUUUUCCUUAUUUUCAAUUAUUAUUCUUGUCAAGAUCAAAAAGUUGAAAUGUUAUGAAGGCGGUCAAAAACUGAAAUUUGAAUACGUUUUGAUGUUUGUGUUUCAACUUGCUAAUUUCGUCAACUUCAUAGUUUUGUUCUUCUGA
Caenorhabditis angaria is the source of this 5964-nucleotide messenger RNA. Lineage: Eukaryota; Metazoa; Nematoda; Chromadorea; Rhabditida; Rhabditidae. The record is from the annotation of a GenBank genome assembly.